AUGGAUCACCGGAAGCAGCAGCGGAGCCCCAGUCCCCGGAGCGGCGGCAGCUCGGGCAAGGGGGGCAGCAAGGGGGGCAGCAAGGCGGGCGGCAGCGGGGGCAAGAAGCCGAUCAAGGUGGUGUACAUCUCCAACCCCAUGAGGGUCAAGACCAACGCGGCGGGCUUCCGCGCGCUCGUCCAGGAGCUCACGGGCCGCCAUGCCGACCCCUCCAAGUACAAUACCGACGACGGCGGCGCGGCCCAGGAACUCAGCCCGGAGGGGAGCGCGGCUGGGUCGACGCCUGACGCGGGCGCCCCCGGCCACGCCGCCGCUGGAGGGCAGCCGGAGCUCGCCGCCGCGGCGUUCGGCGACGGCGACCGCGACGAGGAGGAGGACAUCUUCGAAUCGCAGCUGCUGGACAACGACUACUCCGUCUUCUCGCCGCCGACGCUCCUCUACGACUACCCGCACAGCAACAAGGUGUAG
Triticum turgidum subsp. durum (durum wheat) is the source of this 468-nucleotide messenger RNA. The record is from the annotation of a GenBank genome assembly. Lineage: Eukaryota; Viridiplantae; Streptophyta; Magnoliopsida; Poales; Poaceae.